AUGCUGCAGUCCCAACAUCAAGCAUCAUCCGUGCCCCCGCCUCGCACCAGCGGCUCAUCAUCCGGCAUCACAAUCCCCGACGAGCUCCCCAUCUUCACCUCGAUCCCCUGGUGCGCCGCCAUAAUCAACACCCCCGGCACAACAAUCUUCACUUGCGGCCGCCCACUCCCCACGAUCCUUCACGAAGACACUCUGUGGUCCUCCUCACUCCGCGCCUGCGACGCCGUUCGCGGGUACCUCUCUCUUCGCCGGCCGAUCCCGAACACGGAGAGCCUCGAGGCAAUCACGCUGGUCGCCCUGGGACAUGGCGGGAACGGACACCAUGGGAUACUGCACGGAGGAACGGUCGCCACCCUGUUCGACGAUGCGUUCACCGAGGCCGCGGUGGUGCCGUGUCUUACUGCGUGGUUGAAGGUUACGUAUAAGGCGCCCGUGAAUAGUCCUGGGGUCGUGUGUUGUACGGCGAGGGUGGUGAAGAGUGAGCGACGGAAACGGUUCUUGUUCGGUGAGAUGAGGGAUGGGAACGGAAAUCUUUUGGCGGAGGCGGAAAGUUUGUUUGUCAAGAGAGAUAGCAAGUUGUAG
Molecule: messenger RNA, 582 nt
Organism: Tricharina praecox
Lineage: Eukaryota; Fungi; Ascomycota; Pezizomycetes; Pezizales; Pyronemataceae
Product: HotDog domain-containing protein
Exons: 1
Coding region: 1-582 (193 amino acids)
Source: RefSeq, a predicted model, not a curated record